Messenger RNA from Cucurbitaria berberidis CBS 394.84, 837 nucleotides. RefSeq lists its product as uncharacterized. The transcript is spliced from 4 exons. Lineage: Eukaryota; Fungi; Ascomycota; Dothideomycetes; Pleosporales; Cucurbitariaceae. Gene Ontology annotation, cellular component: mediator complex. Bases 1 to 837 code for a protein of 278 amino acids. The record is from RefSeq and is a predicted model, not a curated record.
AUGAGUACUACCGACCUCGCAGCGCAGCCGGGCCCUGGCUGGGACGAAGCACAAUGCACAGCAGCACUCGCGCAUCUUGAGCAGCUACAGGCACAGCUUGACGAUCUACGCCUGGCGAUACCACGAGUAAUUGAGCCCUUUCAACGCCCUCCUAACCCCGCUACCUUUAAGUUAUACGCCCAAGGCGUUGUCGGCUCUCAAAACGACCUCAAGAAUCUUCACGAAGCUUGGAGGAGCCCCGAAACACAACGCACACUCGAGCAAGUCAAGCUCAGCUUGACCAAGAACGCAGAUCUUGCUGCAAGCGCAUCGAUACCGUCUCACGGAUGGGUGGAAAGAGAGCGGAGGGAAGGAGUGUUAAAAAAGGAGAAUAGGAGUGAAACUGUAGAAGAUUUCGGCAACAUCCUCACAGAUGAAGAUAUUGCGGGAAUCGUUGUGGGUUUCCAGAAGACGUAUACGAACAUCAAGCUGGAGACGCGGGAUGAGAAUUGCAGCAUAUCAACACGAUUCGUCUCUGGCGCUGUUAUGUUGAAAUUCCAUAUCAGCAUCGAACGCGAAGCAAACGGCCGGUACAAACUUAACGCCGAGUGUUUGGGGACCACAGAGCCCUGGCAAGCCAUCACAAGAUGCAUUGCGUCACGGCCACAAGUAAACGAUCUAAAGUAUCUGUUGGAUAUGAUUGCCGCGUACAAAACCGUCAAAGGGACUUCCUGUGCCAAAUGCAAAAAACUGCUCGACAACUCACUAUUGACGCCAACCGCGAGACGAAGCAAGAAGGUUGCUGGUGACUCCCCAGAGUUGGUUUGGGAAGCGCUGCACGAAGGAUGUUUAGGAUAG